AGUUGAAGUUGGACGUUUAACAACUGAGCCACCAAGGUGCCCCAUAAGUCCUUUUGUUUAAAUCCAAACAAGAACCCUAUGAGGACUCCAUUUUACUGAUGAGGAACCUAAGGCACAGAGAUAUUUAGUAAUCUGUCCAGGGUCACACGAGUACUAGAACCAAGAUUUGAAUGUAAGUAUUUGGUUCCCAGUGUUCUAACCACUACCAUAUGCUGGCUCCUAAUGGUGAGUUCCAGAACAGAGGGAGACCCUGAACUGUGGGGCGCCAUUCAGAUGCAGAGAACUUGGAAGAAAGAUUCCAUUUACACUACAGAAUGCAAGAUCUCUGCUGUCCUUGGAAGGGGUGGAGCAGAGGCCAUCCCAGGGCCCGUAAGAGCCUCUUUGCUUCAUGGGAGCUCUACUGUUCCCACUCCCGCAGCUGCACUGCCCUCCCCUGGUUCCUUUGGUUUCUGGAGACUAAUCUGCGAUUAUUCUGGCCCCAGAUAUCUGCUUCCUGGUGAGAAGGCUCAACCUCGGCCCUGAGAUCACAUCUCUAGGUGUCUGCCCAACUAAUGGGCCCUACCCUUCCUGUGCCCCUAAUCCCCUGGAUACUCCAGGAGAAUGUCACUGGAGUUUCUCUUUGCCCCACGUUCUCCUGAGAAGGCCUUGUUUCCGCACUUCCCUGGGCACUUUGUGUCUGAGGCUAGACCACUAAGAGGCUAAUAGAAAGGGACCUGGGGUGCAGGAGCUAAAAAGUUACUCCUCUUAAGACUUUCUUGGGCUCUUCAGUACCUUAGGAGAAGGUGACAGGCUUGUGCCUUCCAUCGUCCCUCCUCCUCGGGCCUCACACAGAUGCCCCUGGGAGCUGUGCUUAGUGAGCUUCAAAACUCUGAGCUGGAAAAAAGAUGACAAGGCCCCUUCAGGGGUUGUGGAGAGGCCUCACUGAAGAACAGGGUGACUCUCGAGGCAGAGGGAAGGAAUGCUGUCCCUUGGCAUUUUCCUACGUCUGUGGACUCAGGUCUAGUUUUAGUCCUGUGCGUUUGAUGGUGUCCUGGCUGUAGCGGGAGGCUCUGGAGCAGGGACAAGGAACAGCCGGAUUUCCCCCCAGUUGUCCUAGUGGAGGGAGACCUUGGCAGAGAGAGAAAGGGGGUGGUUCUCCUCAUGGAGGUCACGUAUUCCCUGGUGCAGUCUGGGUGAGUCACUGUCCUUCGUGCAUUUAGUGUUGUCACCUAUACAACAAAAGGCUGGAGCUCUUUGUUUCCGAAACACCGCUCCACUUAGAAUUUUCAUGAUUGUGUUGACAGGGGAAAAUUCUUAUAGAGACUUUUAUUGUUAGCAUUGUUGUACUUACAAAAUUCAGAUCAGUCUACUCAGGGCGCAUGCCUGAAUCCUAUAAGGUAGAUACAUGACGAUAAUUCAUUUUGGAGGUAAUAUCGUUAGGGGCUAAGAUCACCAGAUAGAAUGAAUGACCCCACUUCUGUCCCAAGACUUGACUAGAUGGUGUGGUGUGGGUGCCUGUGUCCUUGAUGGCAGGAAUAAGGGUAGAUAAAGCCGGAGGCUGAACACCCACUUUCCCCUACAGGUUCUACAUAAUCCAUCCGAGCCUUCUCCAAGGGCUCAGAUUUCAGCCUCCUUAAUAAGCCCUUCCUCUAGCAACUUCAGGGCUUUGAGGAACUUUGAAAAAGCUCUUUCUGCAGACAGGGGUUUGGGAAUCCAUAUGCAGUAAAGUCUCCCUUCCAAACUGGUCUCUAGGUGUGACAGGUGGCUCCUGAAACUGGGUGGCUGGUGCACCUGACAGCACCCCGCUUAGCGGGAAAGUCACAGCCGUAGCUGCAGAGAACACAGGGCAGUGUUGAUCAGAAUCCUCAUGCCCAUUUCCAUCAUCUAAAAUGUGUGAAGUGUGGCCUUGGAAACUGUGAACUUUGUUUUGAAACUUUAGAAUCUCCUUUAGCGCUUCUAACCAUAGAAGAAUGGUAAGAUUUGAGGGUAUUUACCUAAACCAAACUGAAGCUAAAGGCAUAAAUUUUACAUAUUUUAUGCCUCUGUUGAUUCUAUUUUUGGUUGGGAUAUGUAACCGUACUUGGGAUGCUGUGGAAUCAUUGGUGCAUAAAAAUGUCAGGUGAGGAGUUCCUAGACCACCAUCUGAGUAACACCCCCCAGUGUCAGGGUGUAACUUGCCAAGUUGUGGACAGGACGGCCAGUGACGGAGAAGUUACUACCUUCUAAGGCAGCAUCCUUUAUUUUGGGACAGUUUAACUAUCAGGAAAUUCAUUCUUAGGCUCGAAUCCCUGGCUUCACAGACUUUUCCCAUUGUUACUAUGUCAUAAUGCUGACAGCGAUGGAUCAUUUUUUUGAGUCCUUACUGUGGGUCAAGUGCUCUGCGUGGGACUUAGUGUAUCACCUCAUUCCAUCUUGGAUCAAGCAUGAAAACAUCGUUGCCCUGGAAGACAUUUACGAAAGCCCAAAUCACUUGUACUUGGUCAUGCAGCUCGUAUCCGGUGGAGAGCUGUUUGAUCGGAUAGUGGAGAAAGGAUUUUACACAGAGAAAGAUGCCAGCACCCUCAUCCGCCAGGUCUUGGAUGCCGUCUACUAUCUCCAUAGAAUGGGCAUUGUCCACAGGGACCUCAAGCCUGAAAACCUCUUGUACUACAGUCAAGACGAGGAAUCGAAAAUAAUGAUCAGUGACUUUGGACUGUCAAAAAUGGAGGGCAAAGGAGAUGUGAUGUCCACAGCCUGUGGCACCCCGGGCUAUGUUGCUCCUGAGGUCCUGGCCCAGAAACCGUACAGCAAAGCUGUGGACUGCUGGUCCAUCGGGGUGAUUGCCUAUAUCUUGCUCUGCGGCUACCCUCCCUUUUACGAUGAAAAUGACUCCAAGCUCUUUGAGCAGAUCCUCAAGGCGGAAUAUGAGUUUGACUCGCCCUAUUGGGACGACAUCUCUGACUCUGCAAAAGAUUUCAUUCGGAAUCUGAUGGAGAAAGAUCCAAAUAAAAGAUACACUUGUGAGCAAGCCGCUCGGCACCCAUGGAUCGCUGGUGACACAGCCCUCAACAAAAACAUCCACGAGUCUGUCAGUGCCCAGAUCCGGAAGAACUUCGCAAAAAGCAAAUGGAGACAAGCAUUUAAUGCCACGGCCGUUGUGAGACAUAUGAGGAAACUCCAUCUCGGCAGCAGCCUGGACAGUUCAAAUGCAAGCGUUUCAAGCAGCCUCAGUUUGGCCAGCCAAAAAGAUUGUCUGGCACCCUCCACGCUCUGUAGUUUCAUUUCUUCUUCAUCCGGGGUCUCAGGAGUGGGGGCGGAGCGGAGACCGAGGCCCGCCACUGUGACCACAGUGCACUCCGGGAGCAAGUGACUGGCUCUGGAGGUGGGGCCCAAGGGCGGGGCCGGGGAAGGGGGCCCCCACCGCCCCCGUGGGGCCGCCAGCGCCACCAGCCGCUCCAGAGUGAUCCCACCUUGCAUGGUGCGCCUUCCUGCACAGGACUGGAAGACAGAAGUUUUUUAUGGCCAUAUUUUAUACUGCAAUUCUGAAGUGUUCGUUUCUCACAAACUGUACUGACUCAAGGGAGCUGACGUGAUAGGAUCUGGUGCUGUACAUACGAAUCUUGCAAAGCUCUGAUAGAACGGACCUCCCUCGUCCUCUCUCCCAACCGUCGUCACUUCUGCUCUUCUAGGUGUGGGGAACCGUCUAUGUUGUAUUUUUUCAUUAAUGACAAAAAAGGUUUCAACUGGAUUAUUUAAGUCUUGGUAAAUAUUGCGCAUUAGGGUUUUAUUUUUUACCCUUUUAAGAAAUAUGCCCUUCUGAUCUUUACUUCUUAGUCACAUGACCUGUAUCUUUUGCUUAUCAGUAGUUGAGUUUUAUGUUAACCUUUAAGAGAGGUGUUUUGUUUUGUUUUUUUCCCUCCAAGGGGAAUGUAAAGGUAUUUUUAAAAAUUCUAAUAAGAGGAUCGAGAAUCUGUCUCCAAGGCAAAGAGUGCACUUUACUUCCAUUUUUUUCCUCCUUCUCUCCCCUUCCCUGGAGAGGCAGCUCUUUAAGAAAACAACUCAGCAGUCCAGUGAGGCUGCCUGGUCUCCAGGGCCACCUGGGGAGGGAACCUGCAGAAGACCUUUUCCAACACCCCCUCCAGCAUGCCCCUGGCCAACCAGAGACCCUAGGGGCCUUCACCGUCAGUGGUCAGAAAUAAAGAAGCCUGCUCCCCCAAGACUAAGGCUAAACUUCAGAGGCUUCACUUGCUGUGAAGGAGAUGCCCACCCAGCAAAGAUAUAAGAGCCUCCCUUCCAGAAGGAACCAGACGCCAUUUUGGUUAAAGGGAAUGUCUCACACAGCUUAUAUUUCUCACGAGGGUAACACAGAGAAGUCUGCUCUCAGCUAUGCAGUUUUAAAGUUAAUCUCUCUCGCGCUGUCUCUCUCUCUGUUUUUUAAAAAUGCAUUUCUAAUCUUACACUUAAAAUGGCCUCCAACUCACACAAGUUGUUUCUGCAGAUUUUUACCCUGUUCUUCUAUGAAUGUUACCCAGGCGAGGAGAGGGAAGUGGCCUUGGAAAAGAGUCCAUUUAUCUGGGGUGGUAAGGAGAGGUGACCUGCCAGGCAAGCAGGACACUGGCCAGCGCGGUGAUGGCCAGCCAGCACUCGCAGCCCUCCCUCUGACCGGGGCAGUCUGAAAACCAAAGACCCGUAGUGGUGGUGUCACCAAAGGUGCCAGUUGCCUGGGAUUUAAGAACUUCUUGGGAAGUAGAACUUUCAUUGCUAAAACUGGCAAUGUCCCAGGCAAAGCGGGCAGUGUUGUUUACCCAUGUGAUGCAUAGGUGUGCAGGGUAGAGCACGGCGUGAAACCCAGGGCAAACCACUUCCCAAGGGGCCUUUGAGGAGGCUCUCUUGCAGAGGCUUGCAGGUGGCUCCAAAUGCUAGGUUUGCAAAAGCCCUCCCUUGACCCCCUGCCCACCAUAAUACCAUGAGUCUGCAUUUCACACCGUCAGCCUCAAGCUUGCCAUGAGUCCCUGUAGGUCUGCCUGAUGGCCCAACGACUCUACUGGCUGUGGUCCUCCUGCCCUUCUCCUAUAGCUAGCCACAUUCAGCAGGUCCUGUUGGUCAAGCCAUCUUGUGGUCAAGCCACACCUAUGCCUGUGUCCAGGCCAAAUGUUUAGUGAUAGCCACGCCACCCCCCCCACACACACACACACAUACACACCAUGUUUCUAGGCUCAGCAGCUCCAUUCUGCCUCCAUUAGUAUGGCAGUGCAGGUACGUAUAAGAGCAGACAGGAAGACAGACAGCUGGUCUACCCUGUUCCCAACAUGCAUCAUAUGCACCCAGCCCCUUGGCAGGAAUCCCACUUGGCAUCUGCCACGCAUGCAUCCAGAGCGAAAAUCAGGCUGUCGCUCUUCACGAUUAAUUAAAAAAAACUAAAAAAGUCUAUAAAAUGACCACAGACCGAGUUGAGAAGCAGGUAUUGUGUGAGUUGGAUAAGUGUCAAUGCCAUGCCCGCAGAAGGAAAAUGGCAUGAAUAUUACAGAGUAUCAGAAAACUGUGGUCUCUCUCCAGGGGCUUUAUUAGGGUGUUGCUUACGAACAAGUAUAAUGGAACAUUCUUGUUUCUACAGUACAAGAAAACAAGGAACUAGAUGUAACGGGGUGAUAAUGUGCCCAAAUCUGGUACCUGUGAUGUGUGCCUGACUGGCAAUCAGUUCUUUGCACCUUGUACUAGGUGCAGUCAGUUGCAUUUGGAGGGCAACUUCUGAAGCCAAAUUCUCUCAUGGGUGAUUAGAUUAUUUCCUAGAGCUGAUAUUUGGGGUGUACCUUCUAUUCAAUUAGUUUGAAGGUAUGUCUCACCAAGAAGUGCAGAACAGGCAGGAGAUGAGGCCCUGUGGCCAGCGUCCUCUUUGUGGUUCAGAUGAGCCUGUGGCUGCACCUGGCCUGGAAUGCGUCAACAACGCAGUGUGAUGUGUAGGGACUGGUUUCAGCUCAAAAGCCAACUCUGUUGAACUUGACAUCAGGCAAAUCCAUUCUGUCUCAGUGCCACUGGACUUAGGUUAUUUCCUAUCGUUUUAGGAAGAGAGGAAAAUAAACCCAGAAUGUGCCUUUUGUUAAGACCUGCCAAGCGGGGUGGCUAAAUCCCGGGACCCUCGCUGAUGUCAGAUCCCACCAGUCGUAGCUGAGCCUUUCAUACGUGCCCACAGCUUCCACUCGCUGUGGAAGCCAGCAUGUGGCCGAGGCUAACAGAUGGCCGCCAGCUCCAUCACAGGCUUCCUUUCAACCCCAGCUCCUCCCCCAACCAUUGGUCUCCUCAGCUUCUCAGAGCUAGUGGAUUAUUUUUUUUCAUUUGAAUAUGCCAUUUUGAACUAUCCUUGAGUGGUCUUUCUUUCAGCUGCCCUGUCUGUCCCUCCUCCUCUUCCCCGCUUUUCAUCUCAUCAGUGAGGCAAUAGGCAAAGCCAUCACUGGUCUGAAAUGAGCAGUGAGUGCUCGCCCACACGGGGCCCCCACAUGACCAGCUGCUUUUUGCUCUUAAGCAGGGUACCCUGGGGUCUGGACUGCUCACUGCUUUCCCUCCGUGAGUACACUGCAGCCUGGGGUAUUGGGUUGGGAUGGGGUAAAGGCAGCUGGAUCUGAGAGGGCAGGGAAUGCCUACGGGGAGCACACAGGGCCACAGAAAGCCCUUGGGAAAAGAAGAAGGUGCCCAGAUAGAUUGACAACUAGUCCAGGACAGCGCAUGGCCAUUGUGGCAGCAGGGCUUACCAUCUCCUACUGCCUCUGACCCCGUAAGAGAACAGCAGGAUAAUGUUCCCCUUCAUGUCUCCUUUUUAAAGAAAAGAGCCGUGUAGAAAGCAUACCAAAAAACAAAUGAACAAACAAACAAACAAAAAACCAAAAAGCAUGUGUGGCUUAGUGUUGUUGACUAUGGCGAUGAUUCUGGUCACUUCUAAAAUCCCACCUCACAAGCAGGGAGCAGUUUCAUAUCCCCACACAAGAGCUUAUCUCCUUUGAGAGGGUCCCACUCUCCAACUAGCUGUCAGCACAAUGUCCAAGGAACUCAGUAGUCCACCGUGGGGCAAAGCAAGAUGGCUUUGGCUCAAUGGGCAAGACUCUGGCACUUAGGAAGCAUUGGCCGUCUGAUGGCAGGGACUUGGCAUAUGACCCUCAGACUCAUUUACCUGCCCGGCACUGACCUCAUCCUGUUCAUUUACCUACCUUGGUGUCCAGCCUAUCCUGGAUGGGUUGUGGGUGGGAGAGGGGAACUCCCCUUUAGAACAAAGGUCAAGAACACCAGGGACAAAGGGGAGGGAGCACAACUGACCCCUCCUGAAAGGGGGUUGACCCUCUCUCUCUCGAGGAGUGACAGCUUCAUCUGAUUUACCCAUUGGGAUUUGACAUUCUAUGAGUAAUUUUCAACAGAAAGAAAAGGCCAUAUCCAGUGGGGAUGACUCAGCAUGUUAAGGCUCUGGCCCCCAGGGCUCUGCGGCCCACCCAGAGCUUUAGGUAGGGUUGCUUCCUUGCACCGGAGAAGCCGGGCAGGAACCAUGGCCCCAGGGCUGGAGACAGGAGAGCUAGGGUGACUGCCUCUGUGUUACAGCCAGCAACACCCCCUCCUCUGUGUGACUCCCAGGGUUUCCUUUGGCUGUGCAAAAGGAAAGCAAGGGCCAGCAAAGGGCAGGUCCUCCCAUUUCAUAAGCAGAACUAAGAUGUACUCUUUCCCAGGGUCACACGCUCACUUCUGGCAAAUGAAACGAAGGCCCUCUGAUUCAACCGAUGCACGAAACCUUUGCAUGUUCUUCUGAACCAGUACUAUUCCGCGUUCUGUCCCCCCUCCCUCGGCAGAGUUUGCCUUUUCCUUAAACACAUUCCAGACCAAACACUGUUCAGUUUGUUUCAAAAAAAAAAGAAAAAGUGUAUACCUGUAUGGAACCCACCAUUUUUUGUGGGGAGGGGGCACCCGGCUGCAAACGUACCUGACAUUUGCACACAAGGGUUCCAACCCUUUGGUUUUCAGAGUUGAAAAUGUCGAGAUAGCAAAGGUGAAUUGGACAAAGUCCGAAAAGGGGGAGGGGGCUUAUUUCCUGAAGACCCCAAGAAAGCCUGCAGAUGAGCUAGCCUGAAGAGCUCUCCCGUGGACGGCGGGCAGGGAGGAGAAGGAGGAAGACAGAAGCCCAGGCCCCCUUCUGCCCCUACCGUCCUUGUGGCCCCAAGUGCAUCACGGUCCGCAGCCUGGGCCAGGGCGCAAGAGCCCGGCCCCACUGUGAAGUCGGCCCCGCAUGCCGGCCAAGGCCCGGCCCGCCGCCUGCUCCGUGCUGACCCCGACCCGAAGGAGCAGCAGCCCUUCCAGGCCGGCCUUGCCCACCACCUGCGGCUGCGGCUGCAGCGGCUCGGCUUUUGGCUCCGGGGUGGGGGGGUGGGGGGCUCCGCUUCUGCAAACCCAAAGGCUGUGCAUUCAGCAGCCAAGCCCGCUGCAUGUGGCUGCCAGGUCUGGUUUCGUGGACAAAGUGUGGAAUGGCUUCUCGGUGUCUGUAUCUUUCUACACCAAAGGGACAAACUGUUCCGUUCACCCUUUGUACUAAUGCUGCUUCUGCAUUUGCCAGAUCUACUUUUAACCUUUUGGUCCCCAGGGAACUUCUCAUACAGUGAUUAUGUCUUCUGAUUAUUUACUGAAUUAUUUUACUUAGAGGUGAUUUUAUUUUCUUAUGGACAGGAAAAAAAAAAAGAGGAGUGUGUGAGGCUUCGGUCAUAGAGAUGAGUCACCACCAGGGACCCCAAAGCCCUAAACACUAAGUAAAUUACUCCUCAAAGGGAAACCUUCAUCUGGACAGACUGAGAUUGUCAGGCCGUCCUGCCAGCCUUGCACUUGACAGGCAGGGGACGGGGCAGGGCGGGCAGCCGGGCUUUGCAGAGAGAGAAGGAAGGAACUGGAGCGCAUCGCUUGUUUGGACAUUGGUCAUACACACAGAGGCCUGUCCCCUCCUUCCGGGGCCCUGGCAUCAGAGUCAUGACAUGCCAUCCAAUGACAGCAGAGAGACUACAGCAUCUUUGUUUCAAAAGACGGGUGGCUUGUUUCAGAGAACAUUUAGCUGAGUGCCACAUUCAAGUUGGACAACAUAAAAGACACGUUCCGUCCAGAAUAAAAUUUGGAACAAUUUCUAAAUUGGCUGUAGUCAACUACACAUAAUGUCACUGCCCUUCUCGGAGCCCUCCCACCAGCGAGCGAGCAUGUUUUCCAAAAGCUUACAGCGACGAAUCCAGGAAUGUCCCUGCGUCUAUUAUUAUGAGGCUUGUGAUUGGUUCAAUUUUUCCAUAAAAAACACGUUCGUCCCAAAGAAGGGAAACUGUGCAUUUAUUCCAUGCAUGUAACACUCUGCAAGAAGUUUAACCCACCUAGGUUUGCGGCACUGCAAAAUUGUUCAUGGGCCUAUGUAGCAAAUGAUUCUCUGCCUUGACAAUCAUGUACACAUAUCAAGAUUUCUAUCAUAAUGAUAACGAGAUUGAUGACUUCUUGUUUUCCUCCAAUAAAGACAAUUAAUCACCUUCA
This is a messenger RNA of Felis catus (domestic cat), 9486 nucleotides long. RefSeq names its product calcium/calmodulin dependent protein kinase ID (gene CAMK1D). Lineage: Eukaryota; Metazoa; Chordata; Mammalia; Carnivora; Felidae. Gene Ontology annotation, molecular function: calcium/calmodulin-dependent protein kinase activity; calmodulin binding; ATP binding. The transcript is spliced from 10 exons. Gene Ontology annotation, cellular component: intracellular anatomical structure. Bases 2306 to 3328 code for a protein of 340 amino acids. The record is from RefSeq and is a predicted model, not a curated record. Gene Ontology annotation, biological process: peptidyl-serine phosphorylation.